Paramecium pentaurelia is the source of this 744-nucleotide messenger RNA. NCBI's taxonomy places the organism in Eukaryota, Ciliophora, Oligohymenophorea, Peniculida, Parameciidae. The record is from the annotation of a GenBank genome assembly.
AUGGAUUAACAAUAAUAGGAUUAAGUUCAAUAUACAACUUUUGAAAAUUUGUAAGAUUAAAUCAUUCAAAAAAAUGAUGCAUCUGAUUGGAAACAAUAAUUUAUAUUUAUAGAUAGUUUAAGAGCUUAAAAUAAAUUUCAUAGUGAUUAAUUUAAAAUUUAGGAAUGGUGGGAUUAACUUUAACCCUUAACUGAUAGUAUAAGAAGUAAUGUGUCAAAAAAUGCAUUGAUGUUGAUAAAAGAAACAAGUAUAAUAAUUAAAAUAUAAAGUUUAACACAACAAUGUUUUUGAUGAAAAAAUUUUGCAAAAAUUAUUUGAAAAAUGUGAAAGUGAUUUUAAGUUUUUAAAAAAUGAAGCUUUGCAAACAAUUGAAAUUUUAUCUCAAAAACCUUAUUCUGAUGAUCUCAUUAAGAUCUUAUGUAAUAUAACAUUAUCAUAAAAUUAUGUAAUAUAAUAGAUUAUCAUUAGAAGUUGCAAUCCCAUUCCUAUCCUACAUUAGUGAAAAUAGUAUUAGCUUCAGAUUUUAAUUGUGAUUGGGAUAAUAUAAUUAAGGCUACUUUAGCAGUUUACAUAGGCAAAAGUGUUGAAUGUAAAAAAGCAAGUGAUUAGCUAUACUUGGCCAUUUAAAAAUAAAGACCAGAAGUAUUAGAAAAGGAAGAAUAACUAAAAGUUAUCGGAGAGAGAACCAAAUAAAAAGGGCCUUAAAAAGGGUUCAAGGAAUUUUUAUAAUAAUAGAAGAAAUGA